Tetrahymena thermophila SB210 is the source of this 2703-nucleotide messenger RNA. RefSeq names its product cyclic nucleotide-binding domain protein. The record is from RefSeq and is a predicted model, not a curated record. NCBI's taxonomy places the organism in Eukaryota, Ciliophora, Oligohymenophorea, Hymenostomatida, Tetrahymenidae. The transcript is spliced from 8 exons.
AUGAAUAAAUUGGUUGCUAAACUCUCCCAAUUAAAAGCUAGUUAAUCAGAAUACCCUGAUUUAGAAACUAAUGCUGAACAGAUUUAAAGAAAGCAGCUUCCCUUUGUCAGUAUUAUAGGAGCACAAAAAAUCAACCUUGAAAAGGAAACAAGCAACUUCUUGCAAAGAGGUUCUUUGGAUUCUGCAGGUUUAUUGCGCGCUUUAGAGAGCAAAGAUUAAGGAUAAAAUCUCUCUGAAAAAGAGAAAGCACUAUACUAAAUAUUCAAUAAAAAGGAAAUAGAUCUUCGAAAUUCAGCUGAAGCUAAUCUGGCUAUUUACAUUCUUAGAAAGCAGAUUAAAAACAAUUUGGAAAUGCGUUUCUUGCAAUAGGUAAUCCAAAACAUCAGCAUCUUUAAGUAGAAUCCAGGCAUGGCUUCUGAUUCAUUGAUCUCAAGCAACUUAUUUAAGCAGCUAAAGCAUGAAUUUUAUCCACGCAGAACAGUCCUCUUUAAUUAUGGUGACUAAGGAGAUAAAUACUACAUAGUCUUGAAGGGUUCAGUAUAUUGCUUAUUGCCUGAUAGUUAGCUGAGUGAAGAGCAAAGAUCAUGCAAUAGAAGUUUAAAUCUUUAAUAAAAUCGUCCUCACUCUCCUUAAUCGAAUAGAUCUUCAAAUUAGUAAGAGUAACUCGAAAAAGAAGAUAAUCCGAAGUUUCUUAAAGUACUCCAAAACAUAACAGCUAAAAAGAAAACAUUUGCAUUUUUUGCAAAGCUUGGAAUGGCUUAAACUUUUCUGGAAGAAAUUAGAGAAGAACAAGCUCUUACAGAUGAAGAAUAUAUGAGAAAAAAAUUCCCUGAUUUCAAGGCUGUUAAGUAAAUAGGACCAGGAGAAAGCUUUGGUGAAAUAGCUUUAAUGACAAACAAAGGCAGAACGGCCACAAUAUUUUUAAAAGAAGAUACUCAUUUUAUGAGUCUUAGUAAAGAAGGAUUCAACAAAGUUUUUAGCAUUUAUAAAGCUAAAAUUUUAGAAGAUUAAAUUUAGUUUUUGCAUAAUUUCUCAUUUUUUAGAGAUUUAAGCAAAUUCUCUUUGUUACAACUUUUAUAUCACUUUAGAAUAGAAGUUUUUUCUUGUAAAUAAAUAAUCUACUCUUAAAAAGAUAGUGCUGAUAAACUUUACUUAGUUCAUCGUGGUGAAGUUGAAAUCUCUAAAAAAUAUAUCAUAAAAGAAGAUUAAACUGAGCCUUAAUACUUUAAAAAUAACUUGAUCAAUAGGAACAGUAAUUUUAAAAUGACUAAAGACGAAAAUAAAUAUAUCAUUGAAAAAUCAACAGAUGGUGCAAUUAAUUUGAAAUAAUCAUUAAAGCGAUAGAAUUAAAUAUAAAAAAACAUCACAAUUUCUAAAGUAGGCUCUAAUUCUUACUUUGGAGAAUAUGAAAUAAUAAAUGAAAAAAGUUUAAGAGAGACACAAGCUAAAUGCUCUUCUGUAACUAGUGAGAUCUAUAUAAUUGAUAUAAAGAAACUCAAGCAAAUAUUAAGUGUUAAAGAAUACUAAAUGCUCAUAGAAGAAAGCAAAGUUAGAAUAGAAUUUCAGGAGAAAAGAAUUCACUAAUCUAUAAACUUAAAGGAAAACUAAAUGGAAGUAUUAAAAUAAAAUAACAGUAUGAAUAACAAUAAAUCAGUGAACGAGUUUUAAAAUUAACAUUCUAUAAAAGCUAUUAAUUAAAAAAGAAAUUCUCUUUAUGAAAAAUAGCAAUAGAAUUAAGAAAAUUAUGAAUUACCUCAACCUUCUCAGUUGAUUAAAGGAGGAGUAAUAUUAUGCAAGGAUUAAACUUCAUACAAUCUAACUUCUCGCACAGAAGAAAGUGUGAUAAUUCCUUAAACCCCAAAAACAAUAUUUCCUUCAAGUAAAGUGACAAGAAAGUCUUUUGCCUCUUCAAAUAAAGAUUCUACUAUGACAUCGUCAGCAACUACAAGAUUAUAGUCUUAGUCUAAGCAUAGAUCCUCUCUAUAAAAUAUUUAAGAUGAUUUUAAUUCUCUAACAUAAAUUUUAAAUCAAGAGGUAACUCCUUUUAAAACUUCUCUAAACUAAUUGAGUUCAGCUCAAAUACCUUUUACGAACAAUAAAAUAAAAAGAACCCUAACAUUACAAUAAACGAAUGGAUACAUACCAGGACUGUAUCCUCAAAAAACUUUGGCUAAUUUACCUAUUGCCAGUAUGAAGUAGUACUUUAAAAGCUAGAAAAGUGAAAGAUAUAUAAAUUAAGAAACUGAAUUAAAAACAGAAAGUUGUGGAGGUUAUGAAUAAGGCAAUGAUGAUAUCCAAGAUUAAAUUUAAAAGCUGAAAGAAGUUUACUAAUUAUCUGUAAAAAGAGGAGCUAUGCUCAAGGAAUACUCUAAAAGAUUAAUGGUUUAGCAAUUAGUUGAAAAACCAAAGCAAAAUCUAGCUAGCCAAAUUUUAAGAAGCAAAAGAAAAAUAUAAGGAAAUAAUCACCUGUCCGCUGAACAAAAAAGUAUUAUAAAUUCUUCUACAUAAAUUCCUUCAAGCAUGCAAAGUCAAACUAAAAAAGAUAUUACAAGUCUAAAAACACUGCAUCAUACAGAGUCAACUCCUAAUAUUACCUCUUUAAUGUACAUCAGAGAUAGCUUAAAUGUAAGGAGUCCACUAAACAAAAAUAACUCUAUAAUAAUUUAACAAAACGAAGUGAGGGUUCCAGCAUUUAAUGAAUGA